Messenger RNA from Cloeon dipterum, 2680 nucleotides. RefSeq names its product ATP-dependent DNA helicase Q4-like. The transcript has 10 exons. The record is from RefSeq and is a predicted model, not a curated record. Bases 1574 to 2017 code for a protein of 147 amino acids. Lineage: Eukaryota; Metazoa; Arthropoda; Insecta; Ephemeroptera; Baetidae. Gene Ontology annotation, molecular function: zinc ion binding; nucleic acid binding.
UCUAAAACACACCUCAUCGCACCGAUUACUGACAGUGGCAACAACCCGGAGACAUAAAAAUGUACAAAAUGAGAAAAACUAUCUAUAAAAAAUAAGGGUGGAGGAAAUUAUUAAGGAAGCAGCUACUUCAAAUGUGCGGAAUGGAGGUGGGACGAGCAGGGAGAAACGGUCAAGAGGCGCAGUGCCACCUCUUUCUAGACUCGCAAGGCCGUGAUCUGUGCGAACUCCGCAGGCAUAUCUAUACUCACUCAGACUCUGUCGACAGACACACUGUUUGAAAACUGCCUAGCAAAGUUUUUAAGCCGUGCAGACGCUCAAACAUAAGAGACCUGGAAAAUUGGCACACUGAGGGGCCAACGCAGUCAGAGACCCAUGCCACUCCUGAAAAGCAACAGCCACCUCCAAGCCUAAUAAAGUGCCCCGGCCAUGAAGUCGCCUUCUCCACAGAUGAAGCCGUCCAAGCACUUGACAUGCCAGAGGAAAAUAUUCAGACUCUGCUUUGCUACCUUGAGAGGUGGGUCGAGGUUCUCAGUCCUGCUUACGUAACGUGCAAAGUCAUCAGCUAUGGUGGACCAGCAGCUCUGAAGGCUGCCGCCAAACAUGUCCGCAUCUGGCAAUGGCAGUUGCUCUUGACCAGAAGUUCAAGAAGAACCAAGAGAAAAGCACGUUUAUUGAGUUCCCUGUAUAGUAGACAUUGCUGCUGCCAUUGGCUGGGACAGCGGCCAAGUGAAACGACGAGACCGAAAGAGCUAUAUAUAUAGAGUGGAAAAAAGUGAACGAUCGGAAUGUGAAAACGCAAAUGGUGGUGCAGCUGUUGCACCCUGGGCUGCGAGUCCGAGCGAAAGGGUCUCUCCCCCAGAGGAGAUUGGCGAGGCGCUGGAUUGGCUGUCAGAGAAAGUGGAUGAGCGCCAAGAGCGAUCAAAGCUAAUUCAGCUGGAAGCCCUUUUCACUGCUUUGACCAGUGUUUCCUUCGAAUCUGUAAAAGAAUGCGAGAAUGUUGUGAAGGAGGAGAUUUGCCUUAAAUUGAAGAAAGCGCUGUUCACAAGUAUUUUGAGACUGACGUUACUGAAUUUGAAACAAUUGAAACGAAGCUCUCGCCGGGUAUGGAGAAUGAGAACCAUCAAGUGAGAGCAGACGUCCAGGCUCUGUUUAGCGCUUAUUCAGAUUCCCUCUUCAAUGAGAGGGCCAUCGUCAGAAGAUUCCACGGCAUCAGCAACCCUUUGUUCUCCUCUCAAAUGUGGGCCAGACUUGAUUUUGGCGCUUGCACCUCAACAAGAACUUAACCACUCUCAUGUUCACAGGGGUCUCAAAUGGAGGUUGUAACAUCAGACAGGGAAGAUGACGGAAUUGUCAGCAUAACUCUGACACCGAAGAGCCAAGUGAGCAAAGUAUUGAAAAGACCAGCAGGCACAGAAGUGACAGCUGAGGUUGCUUAAAAAAAACUGAACAACAAGGAAGUCUUCGAGAAAAAAUCUCUGAUGGAAAGCUCAAUGACAAUUUUGUCAGAGUGAAUCUGAAGAAGCGAGUCUUCGUCAGGGGCAAGAAAAACACUAACUUCUCCAAAUACAAGAAGAUGAUGUACGAAAGGAAGCAGAUUGAUAACAACUAUGAUGGAGGGAACGGAACUGUUAAGAAAGGAAGCUGCUUCACAUGUGGAAUGGCUGGUCACUGGGCCAAUAAUUGUCCCCAGAAUGACGGACUCAUUUCUAUGGAGGUGGCUGAUCAAAUCGAUGACAGUCCUUACCUCACCUUAGAGGAGGCUGACGCUUUGGCCAAUGAACACAGGCCUGUUUCCAAAUUCAACAUGGAGAAGCCAGCAGAGGAAGGCCGAAAGCCCACUAUUGAGCCUUUGUACAGUCUCGAUGAGAAUGGCGAGCUCCCUGACACACCGCUUGAGGUACUGGCCGCACUGAAACAAUUCGGCUUCAGCUCCUUUCGCCCUGGACAAGAGGAGACAGUCAUGAGGAUACUCUGUGGUCUGUCCUCUUUGGUGAUGCUUUCUACCGGUGCUGGCUAAAGCUUGUGCUACCAGCUGCCUGCCUACUUGUACAGCAAGAAGAAAGGGCCUUGCACCGCUCUUGUUGUUUCACCGCUUGUUUCUUUGAUGGAUGAUCAGGUUUGUCUCUUUGUCUUGUUAGUCAGUGCAAAUUCACAGUAACUUUGAUUGACACAUCAUAUUCAUGUAAUUUAAACUGUAAAUAUUUUAUCUAAACCGAAUUUAGAAGAAUAUAUAUUUCUGAUUGGAUUCACUUCACUCAAUGAAGAAUGAGGACCAAGUCAGAGCAGACGUUCAGGCUCUGGUGAGCGUUUAUUUAGAUUCCCUCUUCAAUGGGAGGGCCAUCGUCAGAAGUUUCCACAGAAUCAGCAGCCCUUUCUUCUGAUGUUUUAUUUCCAAACUACCGACGUAAUUAGAUUAUUUUAUUCUUCCUGAUAUCUUUCACUCAUGAUAGCUUUGCUGUCUUAUUUUGCCGUGUGAUUUGUAUUAAAUGGGUGAAGAGUAGUGUAUAAGGAGUUAAUCAAGAUCAGAUCGUAGUAUCAGCUUUGCCCGUUGAAGAGGUGCACUGUGCAAAGUGUCGCACGUUGUGCCAAUUGCUCUGAUAUCUAUUCUGUAGUUCUGUACAUAGAUUUUAAAUGUGCCAGUAUAUAUCUUACCCGCCUGCUGCUUCCUGCUUCUAUAAAU